ACCCGAGUCUCUGGCGGUUCAAGAUACCAAUAAGCUUCGGUCAAGCCUCGGCCCGUGGUCCAAGACCAACGCAGGCGCCGAGAGCGGAGCAACGAAAUGUGAGUUAUUGGGCUCUGUGAAGCUCCGUGGACGGCCAAUAGGCGACGGGUCGCGAAAAUGAAGCGGAUCGUUGGGGGUGUCAAACGGGCAUUGAAGGGACGCAGAUGUCGAACGGCGAGUCGGCGGGUUGAUGUGCAGAAGUUACAAUGCCCGGGUGCGCCCCGACCGGUUUGGACAGCGUGGUGGUGCGUGGUGGUUGUGGGCGGAUGCAAUAUCAAGGGCGGCGCUCCAAGGGACUGGGGGGCAAGACCUCGAAGCAUGAGGGACGGGCCAGCACGUUUUUCAAAGCAGCCAGCAUCUGGCACACAAGUGGAAAGCUGGGGCGGGUCGCUCGCGGGUGGGGAGCGAGGGGGUCAACGAGGGCCACGAUUGGCCAGCAGAGCUGGAAUUGAUGGCGCAUUGCAUCCACCCCAGAAAUCGUUCCUUUGCAGCCACAUGGUGUUGUCCGCAUGGUCUAGGAUCUCGCUGCACAUGCCUCUAGCACGGACGGCGCGAUCCAGGGUGCCAGCCCGCGAAAAGAGGGCGGUGACUGAACGAAGGUCGCACUGUCCGUCGAGGUACCUUACUCGGGCCAUACCCCUCCCACUCUAACCGUACAGGGCCGUAGCCGCGGGCCGAAAACGGCAGGAGCUUAAAUCCUAGACUGGGAUGAGCCUGCCGUUCUCCCGUAGCACCCUCCGCCUGGGGUGUUCAUGAUCUGAUAUGACAUACC
Messenger RNA from Parathielavia appendiculata, 811 nucleotides. RefSeq lists its product as uncharacterized. The record is from RefSeq and is a predicted model, not a curated record. The coding region runs from base 157 to 690 and encodes 177 amino acids. NCBI's taxonomy places the organism in Eukaryota, Fungi, Ascomycota, Sordariomycetes, Sordariales, Chaetomiaceae. The transcript has 2 exons.